AUGCGUGAGAUUCUUCACAUACAAGGAGGCCAAUGUGGCAACCAGAUCGGAGCUAAGUUCUGGGAGGUGGUGUGCGCCGAGCACGGGAUCGACUCGACGGGGAGGUACGGCGGUGACAACGAUCUGCAGCUUGAGAGAGUGAACGUGUACUACAAUGAGGCGAGUUGUGGACGGUUUGUUCCUCGGGCCGUGCUCAUGGAUCUGGAGCCCGGAACCAUGGACAGUGUCAGAUCUGGGCCGUAUGGUCAGAUUUUUAGGCCUGAUAACUUCGUGUUUGGACAGUCCGGUGCCGGAAAUAACUGGGCCAAGGGACACUACACCGAAGGAGCUGAGUUGAUCGACUCCGUCCUCGAUGUUGUCAGGAAAGAGGCUGAGAAUUGUGACUGCUUGCAAG
Messenger RNA from Pistacia vera, 394 nucleotides. RefSeq names its product tubulin beta-1 chain-like. The record is from RefSeq and is a predicted model, not a curated record. Gene Ontology annotation, molecular function: GTPase activity; GTP binding; structural constituent of cytoskeleton. The transcript has a single exon. Gene Ontology annotation, biological process: microtubule cytoskeleton organization; mitotic cell cycle. NCBI's taxonomy places the organism in Eukaryota, Viridiplantae, Streptophyta, Magnoliopsida, Sapindales, Anacardiaceae. Gene Ontology annotation, cellular component: cytoplasm; microtubule. The annotation marks the transcript as partial.